UUUUCAUGCGCGCAUCUCUCUUUGUUGUCGUUUUAACUAAAAAUCGAUCCUCGCUUGUAAAUCGAUAGUUGGACUGGGGCUUUUUGUUUACCAACAUUGAGAAAAGCGUUUCUGCUGCUCGUGCUGCGCUGAAAGAAUUUGGAAAGGGACGUAUUUUUUGGCAUGGGUCAACUAUAGCAACGUCACGCGAGUAAAACAGUCGUGCUAAUUUUAGUCCCGCGCUCGGAACAAGCAAGGCAUCUUGAAAUAGUUAUAUUUACUCAGAGCUCGGAAAAAGGUGGCAGUGUUUUGAUUGCGAAAAACCCCUCGUUUCACAAGCUACUUACGGAAUUUUUGGCAACCUGUGUCACGCAUGUUUGUUGCUGCCUGGUGAUCCUGAUAAAUAAAAAAUUGCAGUGCAUUCAAUCAAGAAAUUUGUUUUUUGAAAAGUGAUUAUGUUGAGCCAACUCAAGAGUUAUCUGUUUGGAGCUGACGAUGGCGGUUUGAUGCAAGAGCCUGCCGUAGGCGAUUGUGCUAAUAACGGCGGCGCAGAAGACGAUUGGGUCCUUGUGGAUACCCAGGAAGUUAUCGGAGAUGUGGCAAGCGAUGAAGAAACGCUGGCCGGACUUGAGGAAUCCUGGAUCGUUACUCAGGAUGUUGCGUUAAAAGCCAUUGUCAAACCGGGCAAGAACAAUGGAUACGGACGUCGUCACCGCCAGCCCAAAGGGACCAAACCCCGUAGAUGGAAAGGAUCUAGCAAGAACAACAGCGGAGGAAUCAAACCCGUCCAAGCUUCCUCAAAUGAGGAUAAUGAGAGCACCAGCUCGUCUAUUGCCAUUGUGCCCAGCCCAGAACCGUUGACACGUCCAGCAGCUUCCCCUGUGACAGCAUCGACCGUCUUGGCUGCUUCUAGCGAUGCCAAACAAAUGGCGACCAUCGCAUCCGCUCGAAUUGCUAAACAGAAAGCGGACAAGAACUGGAUGUCACGCAAGAAUUUGCUGCGAGGCAAUCAGACCAUGAUGGCCGCUGCUGGACGCAAUAAUCGACGCAGCCAACUGAUUGGCAGUCGCCUUUGCGGAUCCAACAACAAUCGCAAAAGCCACCAGUUUUAAACAUGAAAUGAUUUCGUUUCCUUAAAUUGGCACACGCUUGUUCGUUUUACUUUAUUAUAGACGUCGUCCUGAUUUUAGGUGCUCGUCUCGAUUCCCCCCCCCCUACACCCCCCUUGAAAAUGUGCCCCUCCCUCGUCUCGUCCCCCUUUCAAGAAUUAUCGGAUAGUUGCAUUUGUAUGGUGGAUCUCUCGUCUGUGUGAGUGUUUUUUGUGCGUAUGUCAUCGCGUAAUCAGACUAACGCGUUCAACUAAUCCGCCGAUAAUUCAGACACACACAAAAUUUGAAAAUCAAAGAGAAAAACAAUUGUUUGGGCCCCUCUUUUUACUCCACAAACAACAGCUGUCUCUUUAGUUUCUUAUCUAAUACCUGACAAAAACAAAAAAUGUUGAUUUAUUUUUGAGUUUAUAUUAUUAACUUUUUUUUGCGCCUUUUAUUUUUUGAGUUACGUGUGAAGAUUUUCGGAAAAAUUCAGCUGUAGCAAUAUUUUUUUUUUUACCUCUCUCUCAAGACUUUGCAUAACGACUCUGGUUAAGUAAAAAGAAAAUUGAGAGUAAAAUAUGAAAUUUAUUAAAAAUCCCUUGACACCGUACAACUAAAGCACUGUUUAAAAACAAUUUUGGGGAAAUGAAAAUUUUGAAUGUUUACCGAAUCCGUUCGUAGCGUUGAUUUGUUGCGCCAUUUAUUUCUCGUGUCUGAUUUGUAAUUUUUUUUUUCCCUUAUCAAAUGUUCAAUAACAUCUCAAUCAUCGCAUA
Molecule: messenger RNA, 1843 nt
Organism: Daphnia pulicaria
Lineage: Eukaryota; Metazoa; Arthropoda; Branchiopoda; Diplostraca; Daphniidae
Exons: 4
Coding region: 435-1091 (218 amino acids)
Source: RefSeq, a predicted model, not a curated record